GGUGCCGCCCGGGCCCCGCUCGGCGAGAGGGCGGGAGAGAAACCGGCAGGGGAGCGUCUUCUUCCUCCUCCGCUCCGCCACCCCGGGACGCCGUGAGGGCACCGGCAGGAAACGGGGCCAGCCCCCUCCCCUCUCUACAUCCGCCCCGAUCCUCUGAGGCGGGCGGCGGGGGGAACCGGCGGGAGCCGUGAGCCCUUCGCCCGCCCCUCUUCUCCUCAGGCUCCGUCCUCUGCCCCGCCCGCCGCCGCCCGUCCCGAGGAGGGAACCCGGCACUUGUUGCUGAGGCGAUGGUCACCGGCCCGGCCGAGUAGGCGAGGGACCGCCGAGCCCGCCCCGCGGGAGAGCACCGCUGCCGCUGUCGUCGAGGGCCCGGCCCCUCCGGGGGUGGUUCCGGGGAUAAUCUCGGUGUGUUGUAUCCCUUCCAGUCUGAGGAGUUCGGUUCUUCUGGGCCCCGGUGUCCCGCCCCGGAUGGUGACGGCGGGCUGAGGGGGUGUUGGGGGGGGGGCACCGCCAGACGCCGCCCGCUCUGCCCGCAGGCCGGGCUCCCGCGGCACAGGAGGAGGUGAAGGAGGAGAAGGAGGAAAAAAAAUGUCCUUCUUCAACUUUCGGAAGAUCUUCAAGCUGGGCGGCGAGAAGAAGAAGAAACAAUACGAGCACGUCAAGAGGGAUUUGAACCCGGAGGAGUUCUGGGAAAUUAUCGGAGAGCUGGGAGAUGGGGCGUUCGGAAAAGUCUUCAAGGCUCAGAACAAAGAAACGAAAGUACUGGCUGCUGCAAAGGUGAUUGAUACUAAAUCAGAAGAAGAACUUGAAGAUUACAUGGUUGAGAUUGAUAUUUUAGCAUCCUGUGAUCAUCCUAAUAUUGUUAAGCUCCUAGAUGCUUUCUACUAUGAAAACAAUCUUUGGAUCCUGAUCGAAUUUUGUGCAGGUGGAGCAGUAGAUGCAGUAAUGUUGGAGCUUGAAAGGCCAUUAACAGAGCCGCAGAUCAAAGUGGUGUGCAGGCAGACACUGGAAGCCUUGAACUACUUGCAUGAAAAUAAGAUCAUCCACAGAGAUCUAAAAGCUGGCAAUAUUCUUUUCACAUUAGAUGGAGACAUUAAACUAGCGGACUUUGGAGUAUCGGCAAAGAACACACGAACAAUACAAAGAAGAGAUUCUUUUAUUGGUACACCAUAUUGGAUGGCUCCAGAAGUAGUGAUGUGCGAGACUUCUAAAGACAGGCCUUACGAUUACAAGGCUGAUAUUUGGUCUCUUGGCAUUACUUUAAUAGAAAUGGCUCAAAUAGAGCCACCUCAUCAUGAGUUAAAUCCAAUGCGAGUGCUUCUGAAAAUAGCGAAAUCGGAUCCGCCUACGUUAGCACAGCCUUCAAAAUGGUCGUCGGAUUUUAAAGAUUUCCUGAAGAAAUGUUUGGAAAAGAAUGUAGAUGCAAGGUGGAGCGCAACUCAACUUCUACAGCACCCAUUUGUUACUGUUACUUCCAAUAAACCAAUAAGAGAAUUGAUUGCAGAAGCUAAGGCUGAAGUCACAGAAGAAGUUGAAGAUGGUAAAGAUGAGGAUGAAGAAGAAGAAACAGAAAAUUCUCUGCAGUUGCCUGCAGACAAGCGUGCGUCCUCUGACCUCAGUAUUGCCAGCUCUGAAGAGGACAAACUGUCGCAGAAUGCCUCUGUCCUGGAAUCUCUUUCUGAGAAAACAGAAAGUCAUGCCAUUGAGGACAAAGCCAGCACUGUAUUUCCAGAUGACAAAACAACUGGAGAUGAACCUGAGGAUGUUAAAUUUCGGAAAACAGCGGAUAACGUACGUGAUGCUACUGCUGUUGGCGAAACGAAAGUGCAGAAUGGCUCUCUGCCAACUGGGGAAGUUGAGCAAGGCAAAAUAUUGUCAGCUGAAAAGACAAAAGAAAGCCUGGAAAAAGCACAAGAAGAUUUGGAACCCCAGAAAGGAGGGAAAGAACUUGACGCUGUAACAAAAUCAGAAAUAAAGGAUGAACCCAACCUAAAAACAGAGAAAGAAAAUGAUGUGGGAGAUGAACAGACGGAAGAUAAUAAACUGAAAAUAGUACCUACGACUGAAACUAAGAAAGAAAAUGAUGUGGGAGAUGAACAGACGGAAGAUAAUAAACUGAAAAUAGUACCUACGACUGAAACUAGUGUAGAAACUGAAGAAGCCAUUUCUAAGGAAACCGGUGAAAAAGAAGAGAAGGAAAGCAGAACAGGUCUCUCAGAAAGUGAGGAAGAAAAGGUCCCUGCAGAAAGUGCUACAGAGCAGAAGAGAGAAAAAGCUGAAGGUCAGCAAGAGGCGAUGACAGACACCACAACGGAAGCUCUGCCCAGUGCUGCAGAUAAAGUGGGUGAGGAAGAAAAGGAACUAAUAAAGCACGGAAUUGACAACAUUAAGGAGAUGGGUGGUAUUGCUGAACCACAGAUCAGUGAUGGGGAUAAAAUACCUGAGACGGAGGAUAAGCCAGUGGAAAGUCAAGCUAAGCAGGUCCAUGAGAUAAUCAGCUCUGAAGAAACUCCAUCGGAAAGCCACGAUGAAGCAAUCACAGCAGACAAGAAACCAGCAGAAAGUGAAAACGAGGAUAUUUGUGUUAUAAGCAGCACAGAGGAAACGGAGAUCAAUGACUCUGGAAAAGACAAGGUAGAGCAGAAGGCAAUGCAGAGCAAGCCUGAGGAUAUUUCUAAUAAAGUGGUGGAUAAACUGACUGAUAUGGAUCAAAAUUCAGAAGAGCACACACCUGAGAAUAUCCAGGAAAACAAUAUUCAGGUAGAAAAAGAACAGUCAGCAGUUACUUCUGAUGAAAUAAUGAAGAAUAAGCUUCAGGAUGCUGCCAGUGAACAAGCUGAUGAGUCCGAAGUCACUCCAGUCCCCAGUAUUAGUAUUAGCACUGAAGAAAGUGAGGGGAAAGUCAAAGUGGAUAAUGGAGACAGCACCGAGACUCUACAGCAGCUGGAAUCAGAGAAUUUGAAGGAAAAUGAUGCAGAUUCGGGCACCGGUUCCACAGCUGAUAACAGCAGCAUUGAUCUGAACUUGUCCAUUUCUAGUUUCCUUAGUAAAAACAAAGAGACAGGAUCAAUAUCUUUACAGGAAACCAGAAGGCAGAAGAAAACCUUAAAGAAAACUCGGAAGUUUGUUGUUGAUGGAGUAGAAGUGAGUGUAACCACCUCAAAAAUAGUUACUGAAAAUGACUCAAAAAGUGAAGAAAUGCGAUUUUUACGACGUCAAGAGCUACGAGAGCUACGGCUCCUUCAGAAGGAGGAGCAGAGAGCCCAGCAGCAGCUCAGUAACAAGCUUUUGCAACAGCGCGAACAGAUGUACAGACGUUUUGAACAGGAAAUGACAAGUAAAAAGCGACAGUAUGAUCAAGAAAUAGAAAAUCUAGAAAAGCAGCAGAAACAGACAAUAGAGCGCUUGGAACAGGAACACACCAAUCGGUUACGAGACGAAGCAAAACGCAUCAAAGCAGAACAGGAGAAGGAAUUGUCCAAAUUCCAGAACAUGCUGAAGAACAAAAAAAAGGAGGUUUUUUGUGAAGUGGAGAAAGCACCAAAAGAGCUGAGAAAAGAGCUCAUGAAACGCAAGAAAGAGGAGCUUGCACAAAGCCAGCAUGCCCAGGAGCAGGAGUUUGUGCAGAAGCAGCAACAGGAACUGGAUGCAUCUCUGAAGAAAAUCAUUCAGCAGCAGAAGACAGAACUGGCCACUAUCGAACGAGAUUGCCUCAACAACAAGCAGCAGCUCAUGAGAGCCCGCGAAGCUGCCAUCUGGGAGCUGGAGGAGCGACACCUACAAGAGAAACACCAGCUCCUCAAACAGCAGCUCAAAGAUCAGUACUUCAUGCAGAGACACCAGCUGCUUAAGAGGCACGAAAAAGAAACAGAACAGAUGCAGAGAUACAAUCAGCGCCUGAUCGAGGAGUUAAAGAACAAGCAAACUCAGGAAAGAGCGAGGCUGCCCAAAAUCCAACGAAGUGAAGCAAAGACCCGAAUGGCUAUGUUUAAGAAGAGUUUAAGAAUCAAUUCAUUAGCCUCUCCAGACCAGGAUCGUGAAAAAAUUAAGCAGUUUGCUGUUCAAGAAGAGAAGAGACAGAAGAACGAGCGACUGGCUCAGCAUCAGAAACACGAAAACCAGAUGCGGGACCUUCAGUUACAGUGUGAAGCAAACAUCAGGGAGCUGCACCAGCUCCAGAAUGAAAAAUGCCAUCUACUGGUUGAGCAUGAGACUCAGAAGCUGAAAGAGCUUGAUGAAGAGCACAGCCAAGAACUGAAGGAAUGGAGAGAGAAACUGAGACCAAGAAAAAAGACGCUGGAAGAAGAAUUUGCCAGAAAACUGCAGGAGCAGGAAGUUUUCUUUAAAAUGACUGGCGAAUCCGAAUGCCUUAACCCUUCCACACAAAGCCGGAUUUCCAAAUUCUAUCCCAUCCCCAGCCUUCACUCCACCGGCUCCUAACUCUGGGAACUGCUGGAGGUUUCUUCAUCUUUGGAAUUCUCCAUCCUCAUCGUCUGACCUGACUUACUCUGUGGCAAACAUCCAAGGAGCCAGCGCCUCUCGUUUUCAGUGGAGACAAUCAGUGUCACCCUCGGUUUCUUGACUUCUCGAACGGAAGAGAAGAGAAAAGGUGUUGGUGUGUGAGGGUAACGUUCUGUCCUUCCCAUGUUUCAAGAAUAAGUGGGGGUUUUAUCUCAGUCUCAAAAAAUAUGUUAUCUUUGGUUUUGACUUUAAGCCUAAAAUAUUAAUUACACUCUUUCUGAUCGCAAACCCAUGGUUUCCCAUGUGAACAUUUAAAAGGUUGUAAUAUUGGUUCUGCUCUGUGUUUGUAAGUGUCUGAGUUCUCCACGAGAGAAUUCCACAACUCAAACUGCCACGAGAGGUUUAAAAUCUUACAGCGUUGAGCAGUGUCUCCAUAGCAAGGACUGGAACUAAUUACUCAGAACAUGCUAAUAAUCCGAAAAACAAACCCUUACGUUUAAACACAAUUGGUAAAAGCAGAAGCCUUUGCAACUUCUUUAAAAAGAAACCUCUGGCAUAAAUUAAACUGAGCUGAUCUCCGUGACACGUUUUGUCCAUUAGUUCCAUAACGAAAUGGGGUGCUAGUUUAAUUAAUUAAUACAGUGCCUGAAACACGUAGAUCUGCUAAUCCUGGCAAACAGGAUGGUGUUUUGUCGUUUCAAAAACCCAACACUCCUUAGCGUUGUCGUUACUGUACAAACCAGAAGAUUUCUUGCUGCUACUGCCAUUUUUGUUGUAAAUCCUCACCCUAAAAUAUUUUGCACUAAAAUAUGUAAAGGUGAAAGAAAUGCUAACUUUAAAAAUGCACAGUUUAUUAUUUUCCUUAGCUAUUACAGGUGGGUAGUUCUACAAAAGGAAAGAACUGUAGAAUGUAUUUUUUAGCAAGCGGUUGAAGGUGCAGGAUGCACGAGCUCUCUCUGGUCCUGCCGCGGGCAGAGCCGGUUUCCUCUUCUUACCAAAGCCCCUUCCUUCAAACUCCGGCAGAAAAGCGGAGGUGGAUGCUCCUAUUUAUAAAUAACCAUGGCUAAAGUCCCGUUUGAUUACAAUUCUUAGAUUUGAUUAUUAUUUUUUUUUUAUUUCAGUCAUUUUAUUUUAUAGAAAGAUUUAAGUUAAAUAUAUAGACAAACUACUUUAUGAUGCUGGGUUGGUUUUUUUGUUUGCUUUUGUGUCUCUGCGUACUAACACAGGCAGGUGUUAUUUUUUGAGCUGGUAGAUGUACAAUAAGUUAUUUACCCGCCUGAUCUGCAGCGGGGAGACAAAUCCCCAACAUUUCCUGUAGCUGGUGGGGAAAUGCAGCUGGAGGAGGUGGCUUCUCCUUUUUGAUGGUUGGAAUUGGAGUUGGACCAAGGCCGUGUCCUGGGCUGCCCUUGGCUCUGCUGGAGCUGGGGUUGGAGAACAGUAUUUGCUUCCUGCAGUGGGAAGCCCAACUCCGUCCUCUCUGGGGAUCCCCUGCCCAUGGUGGGUUUCGCCAACUCGUGCUGGGUGAAGGCCACGGGAGGGUCAUUCCACGGGAGGGUCAUUCCAUGGGAGCAGUGGUCGAUCCACAGGAAGGAACUCCCAAACGGACACAGGACUGGAAUGGGAUGUGGGUGAAAUCUCGGAUGCUGAAAUCCUUGGACGCUUGAACCGAUAACCUGAUCUCAAUGAAGACACUUAAUUUACAGCACAGUUAAAAAAAAAAAAAAAAUUGGAAAAUGCAUGUUUUAAUUUAAAUUUUGUAACUUUUUGAUAGCAUAAUUACUUUAAUAGCUAGCCUUAAUUUCUGGCAUUUUAUUAUAGAAAUGUGUAUUGUGUACUGUUGUAAAUUCACAGACCAUAUCUCUAGAAUGUUCUCUGUUGCUAAAUGCAAAGUUCUUUCAGUUGGUUUUUUUUUCAAUAGGAUGAAAAAUGUCUUUGAAGGCCUUUUACUUUUUAAGCUCCACCGUCAUAAAUUCACAUAAAUUACUAAAAUAACAUUAAACAA
Molecule: messenger RNA, 6463 nt
Organism: Calidris pugnax (ruff)
Lineage: Eukaryota; Metazoa; Chordata; Aves; Charadriiformes; Scolopacidae
Gene: SLK
Product: STE20 like kinase
Exons: 20
Coding region: 589-4440 (1283 amino acids)
Biological process (GO): protein phosphorylation
Molecular function (GO): ATP binding; protein binding; protein serine/threonine kinase activity
Source: RefSeq, a predicted model, not a curated record